AUGUCGGAGGGGCAACGGUGUUUGGGGAUCGUCGUGCUCCUCGUCCACACCGUGAUCGGUACUGGCGAAGGGCCAUCACCCCCACCAUCAACAGAAUCGUCAACAAUUAGAGCAGAACAGAACGAGCUAACUGUCUCUUUCCCACCACUAGACGACAUAUAUGGCAGCACACAAGAGAAACAAUUCGGUACGGAGAACAACACCGUUGUAACAUCACAGACUGGAUCAACAGCGUUGCUGCCUUGCGUCAUCAGGAACAUUGGAGAUGGAAUUGUAUCUUGGAUAAGAAGAAAAGACUACCACCUGUUGACAGUUGGACUGACAACAUACAGCUCAGAUCAGAGAUUUCAGGCGAUACAUCUCCAACAUUCCGAAGAUUGGACAUUAAAAGUUCGAUUCGUACAAAAACGAGACGCUGGCAUAUACGAGUGUCAAGUAUCGUCGCAUCCGCCUACUAGUAUAUUCUUGCAGCUGGAUGUAGUGGAAGCCCGAGCGCAGAUCUCAGGGCCAACAGAAAAGUACCUCAAGCCGGGCUCCACAUUGCGGCUUCAGUGCUCCGUCGUUCAGACAACAGAGGCACCUGCUUUCGUCUUCUGGUACCACAACAGCAGGAUGAUCAACUACGAUCUGGAGCGAGGCAUCAAUGUCACCACGGACCCUGAGCAAAGGUUGUCCGACCUUCUCAUACCAGCUGCCAGCGUAUCCCAUGCAGGCAACUACACGUGUGUACCGAACAACGCCGUGCCUGCCAGCAUAUUCGUCCAUAUAUUUAAUGGUGAAAACCCAGCUGCAAUGCAAUCUUCAUCACCAAGCUACAUCCAGCUGAACAUCAGAAGACUACUCUAUACCCUGACACUACUCAACAUAAUUAUACGGUGACAAUUACAAUAAGAUCUCAUUAAACUAAAAUAUAUAUCUUAUUACGUAGAUAAUACGGGUGGUUUUAGCGCGAAAUAAAAUUUGAUACAUACAC
This is a messenger RNA of Melitaea cinxia (Glanville fritillary), 973 nucleotides long. RefSeq lists its product as uncharacterized. NCBI's taxonomy places the organism in Eukaryota, Metazoa, Arthropoda, Insecta, Lepidoptera, Nymphalidae. Bases 1 to 879 code for a protein of 292 amino acids. Gene Ontology annotation, biological process: synapse organization. Gene Ontology annotation, cellular component: neuron projection membrane. The record is from RefSeq and is a predicted model, not a curated record. The transcript has 7 exons.